Molecule: messenger RNA, 645 nt
Organism: Microthlaspi erraticum
Lineage: Eukaryota; Viridiplantae; Streptophyta; Magnoliopsida; Brassicales; Brassicaceae
Source: the annotation of a GenBank genome assembly
AUGGUGACGUCAGGUCCCAAUGUGCUUCCGGUUUCCACUACUCAGGCUCCAAUCGUAACCGCGGUGGGCGAAUCGCAACCACCAGCCGUGCGUGCAUUGGUGAACCGCGUAACGGAAACGGUCCGUGAUGGUCUAUCUCGUAGCCGUCCGUGGUCGGAGCUCCUCGAUCGAUCCGCCUUCACCAAACCGGACUCCCUUUCCGAGGCGGCGACGCGAUUCCGGAAGAAUGCAUCAUACUUUAGGGUGAAUUACGUCUGUAUCGUCGCUCUAAUCCUCGGUUUCUCUCUUCUCGCCCAUCCAUUCUCUCUCGUCCUCCUCCUAUGCCUCGCCGCUUCCUGGCUCUUCCUCUACCUUUUCCGUCCAGCCGAUCGUCCCCUUAUCCUAUUCGGCCGAUCCUUCUCCGACAGCGAAACUCUCGUUGGUCUUACCCUCUCCACCGCUGCCGUGGUCUUCCUCACCAGCGUCAUAUCUGUACUGAUCUCCGCUCUCAUGAUCGGAGUAGCAACGGUCUGCGUCCAUGGCGCCUUCAGAGCUCCCGAUGAUCUCUUCCUCGCUGAGCAAGAUCCUGCCGCCGUCGGAAUCCUCUCAUUUAUUGGUGUCCCCACGACCUCAUCCAUACCCUCCUCAGCGCCUUCCCCCGUAUAA